Protopolystoma xenopodis is the source of this 207-nucleotide messenger RNA. The record is from the annotation of a GenBank genome assembly. Lineage: Eukaryota; Metazoa; Platyhelminthes; Monogenea; Polystomatidea; Polystomatidae.
AUGGGCCCUCCCGAAAUUGUAAACACUGCACUGCUCAAGCUAGAUUGCUCUGGCGGUGCUGACGAGACUAGUUUUGUCGAAUUCGGAACCACAGACCAGUCCAGCCGGGAGAAUAACACCUUUUGGGAGGCAAGGCCAAGGGAACUUCAAUUGAAACGUGAGGCCUGCUCAUAUCGUUAUGGGAAUUAUUCAGCCAUCAAUUCUUAG